GGGGCAGGGGCGGCCGAGGGGCGGGCUCCCGCCGCUGCGGUCGGUAGCUUGGCUGGCUCGGCCCGCCCGCUCCGCUCGCUUCUCCUGCCGCCGCCCCUCUCCCCCCGCCGGGCAGUGCCGGCCGCGGCGGCCGCGGCCAUGUCCCUCUUCCAGUCCGCCCUGGACUUCCUGGCGGGCCCCGGCUCCCUGGGGGCCGCCAGCCGCGACCAGAACGAUUUCGUGGGUCAGACGGUGGAGAUGGGCGAUAUGAAGCUGCGCAUCAAGCGGGUGAUCGCGGAGGGUGGUUUUGCUUUUGUUUAUGAAGCUCAAGAUCUUGGAAGUGGCAAAGAUUAUGCUUUAAAGCGAUUGUUGUCUAAUGAAGAAGAAAAGAAUAAAGCCAUCAUUCAGGAAGUUUGUUUUAUGAAAAAACUUUCAGGCCAUCCCAACAUUGUCCAGUUCUGCUCAGCUGCAUCUAUAGGAAAAGAAGAAUCAGACACAGGACAGGGAGAGUUUCUUCUGCUUACAGAACUCUGUAAAGGACAGCUGGUGGAAUUCUUAAAGAAGGUAGAAUCCAAAGGACCAAUCUCCUGUGACACAGUUUUGAAGAUCUUUUAUCAGACCUGCAGGGCAGUGCAGCAUAUGCAUAAACAGAAGCCUCCCAUUAUCCAUAGAGAUUUAAAGGUGGAAAACUUGCUUAUUAGUAACCAAGGGACAAUUAAACUCUGUGACUUUGGUAGUGCUACAACUGUAGCUUAUUAUCCUGACUACAACUGGUCUGCACAGAAGAGAGCACUGGUUGAAGAAGAGAUCACAAGGAACACAACGCCAAUGUACAGGACACCAGAAAUGAUAGACUUGUAUUCAAAUUUUCCAAUUGCUGAAAAACAGGACAUUUGGGCUCUGGGCUGUAUCCUGUACUUGCUGUGCUUUAGGCAACAUCCAUUUGAAGAUGGAGCUAAACUUCGCAUAGUCAAUGGGAAAUAUGUCAUCCCACAAAAUGACACUCGCUAUUCUGUGUUUCAUGAUCUCAUUCGGUUUACGUUGAAGGUGAACCCAGAGGAGAGAUUGUCAAUCACUGAACUUGUGAAUCAACUGCAGGAGAUUGCAGCAGCUAGGAAUGUGAAUCCUAAAUCCCCCAUCACAGAGCUCCUGGAACAAAAUGGAGGCUAUGGAAACAAUGCACAGCCUCGGACAUCUGUGACCUCUCUUUCACAGAGCUCCAGGCCUGCAGGACAGCUCAACAAUAUGUACAACGCAGGCCUGACUGUGGCGGAAUGUGACCAGACUUACGGAGGGUUCUUUGAUAUUCUGAGGGGUGGAACAGAGCGAUUUUUCACUAAUAUUAAGGAUACAUCUUCUAAAGUUAUCCAGUCUGUGGCCAGUUACGCAAAAGGAGACUUGGAUAUAUCAUACAUCACUUCCAGGAUUGCUGUGAUGUCCUUUCCAGCUGAAGGUGUAGAAUCUGCCAUCAAAAAUAAUAUAGAAGAUGUGCGGUUAUGUCUGGACUCUAAGCAUCCUGGACACUAUGCUGUGUACAAUCUCUCUCCAAGAACAUACAGGCCUUCAAGAUUCCAUAACAGAGUUUCCGAAUGUGGCUGGCCAGCAAGACGAGCACCAAAUCUUCAGAAUCUUUAUAGCAUAUGCAAGAACAUGCAUUUGUGGCUGAAACAAGACCAGAAAAACGUUUGCAUUGUGCACUGCCUUGAUGGAAGAGCAGCAUCUGCUGUUGUAGUUUGUUCUUUUCUGUGUUUCUGUCGUCUCUUCACUACUGCUGAAGCUGCAGUUUAUAUGUUCAGUAUGAAACGCUGUCCUCCUGGCAUUUGGCCUUCUCAUAAAAGAUACAUUGAAUACAUGUGUGACAUGAUGGCUGAAGAACCCAUUAUUCCUCACAGCAAGCCCAUCCUGGUCAGAUCAAUCAUCAUGACCCCAGUUCCUCUUUUCAGUAAGCAGCGUAAUGGUUGCAGACCUUUUUGUGAAGUUUAUGUGGGAGAUGAGAGAGUGGCCACUACGUCCCAGGAAUAUGACAAGAUGAAGGAGUUUAAAAUUGAAGAUGGGAAAGCAGUAAUUCCACUAGGUAUAACAGUCCAGGGAGAUGUUCUCAUCGUGAUCUAUCAUGCCAGGUCAACACUAGGAGGCCGACUACAAGCAAAGAUGGCUUCAAUGAAGAUGUUUCAGAUUCAGUUCCACACAGGUUUUGUGCCCCGAAAUGCCACCACAGUGAAAUUUGCCAAGUAUGAUCUGGAUGCCUGUGACAUACAAGAAAAGUAUCCAGAUUUAUUUCAAGUCAAUCUGGAAGUGGAGGUGGAGCCCAGAGACAGACCAAGCUGUGAACAGCCACCAUGGGAUAACAUGAAUAUAAAGGGACUGAACCCCAAGAUCCUCUUCUCCACCCGAGAGGAACAACAAGAAAUUUUAUCAAAAUUUGGGAAACCAGAGCUGCCUAGACAACCAGGUUCAACUGCACAAUAUGAAGCAGAAGCAUCCCAACUGGAGCAAUCUUCAGAAAGUGCACCUACUGAGACAGAAUCCCCACAUAGCAGUAGUACUGAUGCAAAUAACUUCUUUCAUUCUCUGGACUGGAAAGAAGGAAAAAGUCUGGAAAGUGGAAUAGAGGACAGUUCAUCUAAAAAUGAUAGUGUUCAGCUCUCUGAAGACAGAGAGGAGAGUGAUCCUUCGGAUGAGGAAUUCCCUACAUUUCCAGGUGAAGAAAGUGCAGUAGUUACUGAUGAAAAAGACUCUACUACUCCAGAAGGAGAGUUGCUUUUUGAAGCCAAUUUUGAAGCUCCAUCUGCACAGUCACAAAAAUCUCUUGAUGAAGAGAAUGUAGACUUACUGGGACUAGAAUCUGAUAUUUCACCAGAACAGAAACAACCUAUCUCAGAAAUAAACUCUUCAUCAAGUAAUGCAGACUUGUUGAACAAUCUCUUUGUGGGUAAUGCAUCAAAGAUUUCAGAAGGGCCCACUGGAGAUCUUCUUGGACAAGGAACGGAUUUCUUUUUCAGCAGUCAGUGUCCAGCUGCUUCUCAGGGUACACCUUCAGCAGCAGCCACCAAGUCUUCAGCUGAUCCUUUUGACCCAUUCACAAUGUCAUCAAGCUCAGAGAAUCAAGCCAUGUCUGGUCCAGACCUCUUUGGGGACUUUCUUAAUCCAAGCUCAACAUCUACAUCUAAUACAGUUCCUUCUACUCAGAGUUCACUUCCACCUUCUUCCAGCUCAGAUUUCUUAAAUUUAGGGAAUUUGACACCAGAGCCACCUAAAGUAUCAUCUUCUACAAGCCAGCCAGAUCUCUUAGGUGGAUGGGAUGCUUGGGCAGAUACCUCAGUAACCAGCAAUGUAGCAUCACCACAGUUGAAGCCUCUUUUUGAAGGUCAAGCUUUUACCACAGGGAGCCAGUCCAGUGUGUCUUCAGGUCUGUCUUUCAGCCAGGCUAAACCUCAGAACUUUGAUCCUUUUGCUGAUCUUGCCAAUCUUGGAUCUGGUCUUCCAGGUUCCUCCAGUGGUGGACUCUCAAGCAGUGGCUUUGGUCAGAAGGCUGCUCCAUCUCAGAAGUUGGGAAAUCAGUGGCCGAAAUCCACAAAACCACAAAAUACUUCAUGGCAGUCCCAGACUAAAUCCAGUACAGCAACUAAACCAAAUUACACAGUAAAUUUCAGUGUCAUUGGAGGACGAGAAGAAAGAGGAGUCAGAACUCUAGGCUUUGGUCAAAAGCCAAAAGUUUCAGAAAAUGACUUUGAGGAUCUCUUAUCUAAUCAAGGGUUUUCAGCCAAAUCUGAUAAAAAGGGACCAAAGACUAUUGCUGAGAUGAGAAAACAAGAAAUGUCUAAAGAUAUGGACCCCUUGAAGCUCAAGAUUCUUGAAUGGAUUGAAGGAAAGGAGAGAAAUAUCAGAGCAUUAAUAUCCACUCUUCAUACAGUGCUUUGGGAAGGGGAAAGUAAGUGGAAACCAGUCAGUAUGGCAGAUCUAGUGACUCCUGAACAAGUCAAGAAGUAUUACAGGAAAGCAGUGCUUGUAGUUCAUCCAGAUAAGGCUACAGGACAACCUUAUGAGCAGUAUGCCAAAAUGAUCUUCAUGGAGUUGAAUGAUGCGUGGUCAGAGUUCGAAAACCAGGGAUCAAAGUCCCUUUUCUAAAACUUCACAUUUUUCCAAAACUACUUCCAAAAACUGGAUCUGAGCGUUGUAGUGACUUCAUUGCCCUUAUGAUUUAUGAAGCGCUCUUCCAUGGCUUCAGCACAGUCUCUAAUCAUACACUUAAAUGUGGUGAUGUAUUUUGUAAGAUAUAGAGCAAAACAUUAUGUAGAUGCAUUAAGAAAAGAGCUGCUCAGUACUUGGAGAAAUCAUAGUCUAGGAGUACAGAUUUUCAUUCAGUUUUAUGUAUGAUAAAAUAGAAUGUUAAUGAAGCUCCAUGAUUUCGGGUAUACUAGUAUUAAUUAUAAUUCUGGUUUCAUUGAUCUUUCCUUUACCUCUGCAUUCCCCAAUCUGCCUGUUAGUUUCUGUAGUUCUGUGAUUCAAUGUUGAUGUUUGGUGCCUGUCACCUUAUUCAAAGUGCUUUAGUUACCACCAGUGAAUUUGCUUGGCUUAUCUCAAACCUGAAGUUGUAUAUUUUCAUCUGGAUUUUCUGUAAUCAUUCUGAUAAUUCUGUAAAUAAUGUUUUCUGUCAAUACCUGUGUUCCUUACAAUAGUGUAACAGUUUAGCCAAAAAGACCCUGAAUGUGGGCAAGUCAGCCAGGGCUGUUCUUGAUUUUUAAUUUUUUUACAUAGCAUGAAUCGAGAAACAAAUCUGCAUGUUCCUGCUGUUUUGUUAUUUAUUAUGAACCUCUGGAAGGCAGUACUCUGACUAGUGCUUGUUUUGCUCCUUCUUUAAAUGGUGUCUUUUGCUUCAGAUUUCAGUGGAACAUUCCUUCCAUUGGACUUCAGAUACUCUGACAGAAAUAAUGUUAUUCUGAAACUUGAAGUAUAAGCACAAAACAUUUCAUUCUGCUUUGAUUUGUCUGAGUAACUACUGCAUUACUCAUCACCUGGAGAGCAUUUAAAGUGCUUUAAUAUAUUUUGCUGAAUGUCUGAACUUCUGUAUUUUUGAGAUAUAUGUGACAUCUGUGUAUGUCAAAACAUGAGUGUAUUGGUAGACUUGCAUUUCUGCUCACCUACCCUCAUGCACUGGCUAGUGCAACAUAAGAAGAGACAACCUGAUAAAAAAAACUUGCAAAGUUUUCUCAUCCCUAUCCAGAAGGCAGUUUUCCAGUACUGCUGGGAUGAAUGAAUGCAAAUGACCAAUGACUGUUAUACUCUUUGUAAAAACAAAAUGUAGUUUUCAUUGUUUUGAGUGUUGUGGUAUUAAACCUUUGGCAGCAGUCUCUUGAAACAGUACAGUUGGGCAUUCAAGGGGAUAUUUUGAUAAUCUUGCCAUUUUUAUACAUUUUGCAUGCUUAACUGAGAAAGAAGCUGUACCGUUAUCAGAGGUAAGUGUUCUGAGCUGAGCAACAACUGAACAGAAAACAUGAGAUUCUAAUGCCACCUGAACAGUGUUUGGGAUGAGUUUUUUCCUCUGCUACAUCAGCCUGAGAGCUGAUAGGUUAGAGGCUUGUGAACACAGAUUGCAAUUUAUAGUCUCUCAGCUCAGAUCUCACACAGAUACUUAGUAACCUCUGAUAAAAAGGGUUUGUGUUUAUAUUCAGAUAUAUAUUCAGCUACUGUGAUUACUUUUUUAAGAUAGAAGCCAGGAUCAGUUAUGGAAGGUUAUAUAUUAUUCAUAGGUGCCGUUGUAUUUCAGCUGCUGCUUUGAAGCAGUCUUAAAUCUCAGUAGAUUUCUUCAUUAAAACAGGUCACUUGCUGUCUGACUUAGAGUAAGAUAAUCUUUUUUUCCUUGAGACACUUUGUUAAUUCUUUGUAUGCGUGGUCUGCAUCCACAGAAAUUAAAGGUUUCUGCUGGUAGGAUGGGUUUGUUCAAGACCCAAAUGGCGUUUUAUAGUUCUAGGGCAAAUGAUGUCUAGUAAUAGAUUUAAAAAGACAUAUGGGGAUAUAUAAUGACUGUGACUGCAAUCCUAUACACAGCUUGAGAGACAAAGCAUUUCUGAGGGACCUGCUUUUAGCAAGGAAGGACUGCUUUAAAAACCCAUGUUCCUUUCAGUACAUACAGGCAAUUUAAUUUUGAGAGACAUAUUUUUAAUUGCUCUUGAAAUAUGUGUAAAAAAUUAAAACUUAAGAUUUGGAGGAAAGUAUCUUCCUCUGCUUUGUACAUUUGGUAGUGUUUUCUGGAUGAUGUCUACAUUUCUGUUUUUAUUUCCCUACUCAUGUUUGCAAAAUUUUCUUGAAAAGCAGAAAAGAACCUCAGAUGUGAUUUUAAGUGAGCAGGGAAAUACGAGUGCAAGUGUUUUAUCUAGAACUGAAGGUUUCUUGAAGUUGAUUCCUCCCUUCCUGGGAGAGGCUCAGUUUGGUAAACUCAGAUCUUUACAAUGAAACUUGUGUUUGUGUUGGUUUCCCUGCCCUUUGCAGAAGUUGCUAUAAAGCAGGGCUCAUAAAAUGAUAGGGCAGGUUUCCACUAGUUUCUGAACUAAGCUGCUUAUGUUACAUCGUUUGUCGGAACAGCACUUUGAAGAGACAGGCAAUGUAACUUUGAAAGUAGAGAUUUGAAGAAUUGAUAUUAAGAGUGCAUGUGGCUAGAACCUGCCAAAUGGAGGAGUGUGAUAUGUGUUAACCAUCUUGGAGGAAAGAAUUUGGUGUCUUUAACCUUGAGCAUGCCUGUUUGGUGUUUCCUAGUGCUGUCAGAUUUCCUUGAAAUUAACAGUAGGGAAAAGAAAGCAAAUGAACAGCUAAGCACUUAAAUUCAUAUUCAGUCAUGGGGUUAUACUUGGUCUUGUUUGUGGGCAGUGAUUCCCAGACAUCAAGCCUGGGAGGAAAAGUUUCUCUGCGUUGUCACUUGGGUAAAGUUUGGUUUGCUAAUCAAUGGUAGCUUCCUUCAGUGAGUAUGGAACAGAAAACCUACAACAGUGCUGAAUUACAUUUGCUUUGAACAGGGGCAAAGUCCUUGGCAUUGCACCUGUGAGGUUCAGUGAGAAAUGAGAAAUUCAAAAUGCCUUGUUUACCUGCAUUUUCUUGCUAGUUCUAGAAAGCUACUCCAAUAUUGUCUUGUCAAGUACAGAGCAACAGUUCCUUCCUGAAUGCAGAUUAUGUCUUUAAGCUGUAUGCACAGAAUAAAUACUUUGCACAAACCAAAGCAAGGUCUGAGCAUAACUGAAUCCUAGGCUGCCCUUUGAGACUGCUGAGCUACAUGCACCUUUCCACCUCCCAAGGCCAGACUUGGCUGUAUUUUUGCAUAGUUACUGUUGCAUUCUCUGUUGCUCACAAGAGUGUUUCAAGGGUUGCAUAAAUGUAGAAACCUUGUUGGUCCUUAGUUGUGCCCUUAAUUGUCUAAACAGUUGCAGUGUAAUGAAUGCUUUGUAAAUAAGUAAAAUUUGUCUUGUACAGUUGCCUGUGCAGUAUCAGUCAGUUGACAUUUUCUGUCAAGAACUUGCAGGUGAUUGACCUAUGAAAGCUGUAGAAGGAAUGUAUCAUUUCCCAUCCCUUCAGUCUGUCCCUGAUCUGGAGUAGCUCUAGCUACCAGAUGCUCAGUGACUAGGAGCAAAGUGUGACUUGGCUGAGCUGUGGCUCUGACCUUGAUGAAUCUUGCAAUGUUUGCUUGCUCUCUGUUUGAGUGAGCUGAUUGUAGACUGCAGUUUGGACUGCAUUAAGCUUCCAGCCUAUGCUCCAAAAGUACAAAUUCAGUAAUUUUUAUGAAGGAUACAUGUCAAUAGAAGCUUUUGUUACCAAAAGAGGAUUAAGAGACAUUGUGAGAAUUCUCAAAACUCUUUAAUGGAAUGCAAUGUAUUUUUGCAAGGUAGGCUUCUAGAAAUUGUCAUGUCUGAUAAGGACUUAGCUUGUUCUGAGGCCCUUGCUCUAUUUAUCUGUAGUCGUGACUAUACUUUCUAUACCUGUGAUUUUUCUGGUUUGGGGUUUAUGGAAGGACAGAACAGAUAAGUCCUACUUUUUUGCUAUCCUUCAGAAAAUGCAAUGUACUGAGUAAUUUCGCUACUAGUGAAAUGAAAAUUAUACCUGUAUGUAUAUAAAGGUAAUAAAGUCAAAUUAAGCCUUGUUGAAAAGUAGAUUUAAUGUUUGGCACAAUGUCCUUGAACAGAAUAUUUUGCUUUGAAAUGUAUUAUGACUCUACUGGUGAUCGAUUAAAACAAACAAAAUGAC
Apus apus (common swift) is the source of this 8208-nucleotide messenger RNA. RefSeq names its product cyclin G associated kinase (gene GAK). Gene Ontology annotation, biological process: regulation of clathrin-dependent endocytosis; protein phosphorylation; positive regulation of Notch signaling pathway. The transcript has 28 exons. NCBI's taxonomy places the organism in Eukaryota, Metazoa, Chordata, Aves, Apodiformes, Apodidae. Gene Ontology annotation, cellular component: cytoplasm. Gene Ontology annotation, molecular function: protein serine/threonine kinase activity; ATP binding; AP-2 adaptor complex binding. The record is from RefSeq and is a predicted model, not a curated record. The coding region runs from base 139 to 4107 and encodes 1322 amino acids.